GCCGAGCCGGGGCUACGACCCCAGUGCUGUCACCCCCCCCGAAAAAAAGCUGGGCGAGCCCCCCCGCGAAGGGCCGCAGGGUGCCGGGCUGGACCGGACCGGCAUCUCUCUGCCGGCACACGCCAGCGCCGGGGCUGCGGGAAGCGAAGGGUCCCCGCGCCGUGCCGGGGGGGUUGUCGGACCCCCAGGGUUUGGCAAGGGACCCCCCCCGUUUUCAGCCGGACGAGCGGCACAGCCGCGGUCCCGGUUGGAGCAGCGGCGGAGCCGGGAGCAGCAGGUGGGGGGGGCACGGGAACGCUGCCAAGGUGGGGGAUGUCGGCGCGGGGGCUGAGGCCACGCUCCCCUUCACCCCCCCCCCGGGCUUUUCGACAGCUCGGGGCCCCCUCCCCAGGGCAAGGGGAGAUGUCCCCCCGGGUCUCCGCGCCGGGGGUGGCUGAGCCCCCCCUGCAGGGGCACAACCCCCCGGCCGGUCCCGAGCAGCCCCAUCCACCCCGCCCGUGUCCCUUGAGCGUGUCCCUUUGCCCCGCUCCCAUCACGGCGCCGCGGGGCAAAGGACGGGACACGGACGGCUGCCCAGUCCUGCCGCCCACUCGGAGCCGCGGUGCCAGCCGCCCAUGGCGUCCUUCCGCAUCCGGCAGUACCGCGACCAGGACUAUGAGGCCGUGCGGAGCCUCUUUGCCCGUGGGAUCCUGGAGCACGUGCCGGCCGCCUACCGGUUCCUGCUGCGCUCGGCGCGGGCGCAGCUGGUGCUGCUGGUGCUGUUCGCCGCGGUGCGCGCGGCCACUGGCUCCUGGCUGCUGGGGCUGGCGGCCGUGGCGCUGGUGAUGGCGGCCGCCUGGCCCAUGGUGUGCUCCGUCUGCACUGCCUACGUGCAGAACGCGCUGAGCACCGACCUCUGCGACGUCGAGGGCAGCUACAUGCGGGCGCCCGACUCCUGCUUCUGGGUGGCGGAGGCCGGCGGGGCUGUGGUGGGCACAGUGGCCGUGGCGCAGCCGCAGAACCCGGCCGACCGAGGGGCGGCCCUGGAGCUGCUGCGGAUGUCGGUCAGCAAGGACUACCGCGGCCGCGGCGUGUCCAAGGCGCUGUGCAGGCAGGUGCUGCGCUUCGCCCAGGAGCGGGGCUACAGCGCCGUGGUGCUGUCCACGUCCAUGGUGCAGGUGGCGGCCCAGCGGCUCUACGAGAGCCACGGCUUCAGGAAGGUGGGGGUCACCGGCCUCUCGCCGCUCGGUGACCUGCUCUGCAUCCAGAUCUUCCGCUACCGCUGCGACCUGUCCGGCAGCACCGCGGACCCGCCGCGCUAGGGACUGCCGCGGCACGCGACCACGGCACCGCAACCCCGGCACCGCCACGGCGUCCCUGACCCCGCGCACCAGACACAGCCGCUGCUCUCCAACUCCAGCACACCGCACACCGCCCCGGCGUCCCCGACCCCGGCAGCCAGCCAGCGCCGCGGCGCCCGCCCGGCGUCGGCAGCGGGGGCCGGGAGCCGCCCCGCCAGGCUGCCGAGACCUCUGCUGACGCCUUUUCUAGUUUUUUAGCACUGAGAAAUAAAUCGAGACCUGCGGGAAA
Molecule: messenger RNA, 1569 nt
Organism: Columba livia (rock pigeon)
Lineage: Eukaryota; Metazoa; Chordata; Aves; Columbiformes; Columbidae
Product: N-acetyltransferase 8-like
Exons: 2
Coding region: 615-1301 (228 amino acids)
Molecular function (GO): N-acetyltransferase activity
Source: RefSeq, a predicted model, not a curated record